Molecule: messenger RNA, 1537 nt
Organism: Neoarius graeffei (lesser salmon catfish)
Lineage: Eukaryota; Metazoa; Chordata; Actinopteri; Siluriformes; Ariidae
Gene: prima1
Product: proline rich membrane anchor 1
Exons: 4
Coding region: 336-839 (167 amino acids)
Source: RefSeq, a predicted model, not a curated record
CUUCAGCGCGCGCGCACCGAAUCAGCGAUGAGUCCCGGAGAAGUUGACGGUCCGCUGGGCGCGCGCCGGCAGCCCGUGUAGAGUUCUCAUCCCUCGGCGGAGCAGACUGCGAUCACAUCUCCCCGCCCCAGCACCCUGCGCGCGCGCUCUCCUCUGCUCCUCUUCCUCUUCAUGCCCCGCGCUCAUGACGGAACCGGGCCACAAUGUUCGGGGCUCAGAGUAACGAGCAGCUCGCGCGGAAGUGUGGCGCCGCCGGUGAGCUCGCGACGCUGCGCUGAAUCCGUCCGAGCGGAAGAGUUUCGCGGCGCGCGCCGGACCGCCACCCCACCGCAGGGAUGCGGGGCCGAGAUCAGCUCGCGCUCACUCUGGGUUCUGUGCCUUCUGGGUUCAGUCGCUGCUUCCUCUCCCUCCUCCUCCUCCUCUUCCUCCUCUCUGCCUCGCUGCAGCUCGCUCAUGGAGAACCGCAGAAGACCUGCUCUGGAGCUCCUGCUGUUCCUCUGGAGGACAUCUGCCACCUACCCUGUCACUGCAGACCGUACCCACUACUCCCUCCACCUCCUCCUCCACCACCACCUCCACCCAGGCUCUUCUCUCCAACAGUGGCUCCAUCCAGCGUGUCUCCUCCUGUGAAGCCCUGGGGAAGAGAGGUGGAGAUUCUGGUGCUGGGGACAGUGAGCUGUGCAUCAGUCGUCUUCCUUUUCCUCACAGUCAUCAUCUGCUACAAGGCUAUCAAGAGGAAACCACUGCGGAAAGAGGAGAACGGCACCAGUCGAGGAGAAUACGCCAUGAGCUCUCGUUGCAAGCAGACGGCGGUGGAGACCAACAACACUGGAGUAUAGCAGCCAGAGGAAAAACACUGACAUUCUGUCAUAAAGAGGAGCUUAAAGGGCUUCAGAGGUGAAGAAACAGUAUUACAGGGAGGACUGAUGGAGCUCUGAACCAUUCGACGUCUUUACACUUCAAUGACAAUAAGUGCUGCUUUGUGAUUGAUAUGUGACAGAAUGAAAAUGCAGAGAGGGCGCGUGAGGACGUGUGAAGGACAUUUGAAGGACAUGCUGAGCCUUGAGACUCAUUGUUCUGUUGGACAGUGAAGCCGUUAGUCCUUUCACGAGAUUUUAAACCAGUAAAACUCUGAACGCAUGCACUUUCUACUGAACACUCCGACGUCUCUGGACGCCUCUCACCUCAUUUCUCUCCCUGCAGUUUCCUCUCCUGUAAAUAAAGUCGCCCGAAUUGCCGUUUGAAGGUUUGAAGACCGGAUGAAAGCUAAAGCAGGUCUUGAUAAUGAAACAGGUCACUUUUUUUUUUUUUUGUAUGACUAUGCAACUGGAAGGGAUUUGAAACCUUAGUGGUGCAUGUUCAUGAUAUUAAAACACAAUGUUAGCAUAAUCUGCUGCUAAUCAGUCUGACGUUUGCUAACAUACUCAAAUCGUAAGGCUUUACGUGUGUAAUGUAACUCACCGUGAAGCAAUAAGCUGGAAUACACGUCACAUAUAUACAUCAACACAAAGACUGUUAUUUUAUUACAGUAGUUCAG